Molecule: messenger RNA, 690 nt
Organism: Suillus subaureus
Lineage: Eukaryota; Fungi; Basidiomycota; Agaricomycetes; Boletales; Suillaceae
Exons: 6
Coding region: 1-690 (229 amino acids)
Source: RefSeq, a predicted model, not a curated record
AUGCCCUACAUCGAUAUCCCAUCCAGGGACGACUACGUGUCUAUAUGGUACAUCACGAACUCCGUCCACGGGAACGUUGGCAGCUUUGACCCAGAGCGCCCCACUUGCAUCCUCCUUCAUCCUUUAUUUCUGGACUCAAGCUGGCUGAUUAGGCACUUUGAUGAUCCCAGACUCUCCCGCGACUACAACUUGAUAGCUUUUGACCAGCGGACUUGUGGACGAUCACGAUGUAGACCCAGUCAAUGGCAUGACAGUUAUGUUGAUGCAGCAGAUCUUGCUAUGGUCUGUCAGGCUUUGCUCUUGCCUCCUGCACAUAUAUUGGCAUUCGAGUGUAUUUCUGUUAAUGCAGCUCUCAGACUCGCUGCAGUGUGGCCUGAGCAGGUCCUGAGUCUAACUUUAUGCGACGUCCCCCCUCCGACAGAACUUCAAUGGGUCUUCCACGCUUAUGACGAACUCCUUCAAUUGUGGUGUUACGCGCCCGACCUCGACUCGUUUGAACAUGCAGGGAAUGAAGUUGUGACUUUCAUGACUGGGAGUGACAAUCUAGACCUUCAAGAUGAUUUGAUAGCCUACUGGGAGAAAUACACACCUCCAACAAAACGCCUGAGGAUUGUAGAACUUGUUAACAUUAUGAUGAACGUGAGCGCUAUAUUGACGUCCGUUUAUGCUUCCAGCUCAUCUGUCAUGUAA